Molecule: messenger RNA, 1610 nt
Organism: Rhododendron vialii
Lineage: Eukaryota; Viridiplantae; Streptophyta; Magnoliopsida; Ericales; Ericaceae
Exons: 5
Coding region: 284-883 (199 amino acids)
Source: RefSeq, a predicted model, not a curated record
ACAUUAUUUGGUUGAGCAGAAGGUUUGAUAGAUAAAAAAUUGUUUAUUUUAUUUUAUCGUACUUCACAGCAUUUUUUUGACAUGAUCGAGGUUUUACUUUUCAUAUGCAUUAAUGGUGAUGCUAGGACAAGGAUGACGGAAAAAACCCUACGCGUAUUGAUACAUUUAUCAAAAGUUUAAAACACAUACACGAAAAGGUGGUGGAGCAGUUAAUGAAGAAACUUCUGCUAUCUUUAACAAAUUGAAAGCGUUGCGAUGCCAAGAUGGGUCUAGUUCACAUCCCAUGUCAGAGGGUGCGAUUUUCAAUCAAGCUAUAGGACCUGAGCAACCCGGGCGUACUCAAGGGCUAGGCUUAGGAGCAACCAAGAGUAAGCUGCUUGGUGCGAAGAAUAAUGAUCAAGCACCGUCCCAAUCCUCCACCAAACGUGAUCGAGAGUUUAUGAAGAUGAAAUCCAAAGUGCAAAAGACGAAAAGGUUCUUAGAAGCUAUGGGUUACACAGAUGACACAGAUGACGAUUCAGAUGAGUUCAAUGAGGCACCCAACGAGAAUCAUCCGGAUGCCUCUAGCGCGCACCGUGAAAUGACAAUUGGCAAUAACCAAGCAAGUCCAGAAGAGAUAAAUCUGGCACACCAGUCGCAGCCGGAACCAACUCCAUUUCCACGACCGAAUCAACAGGCUGAUUCUCAUCAUCCGUGCGAGCCGGGAUCUACGGCUGCUGCUGACCUUGCCAUGUGGAAGCAAGCUGAGGCAAGUAGAGAUGCUCACAAGUUUGUGAUUGUCUCUUUGUCGGGCUGGGGUUUGCUCUUCUUUGGGGGGUAUAUGUUCUUCACAGGAGGCAAGAAAAACAAGGAAGAGAUAGUGUUCUAUGAUCUUGAAACCUAGAGUAUCAGAUGUUACCUGUUUAUUCAAGUCUGUUUAGGGAUUAUUUGUUUGUCAACAUUGUAUGUUCAUAUGGAUAAGGCAUUCAUUCGUUUUUCUGCACUUUUGCUCUUCUUUAAUCCUCCAUUAUGAAGUGUUGUUUCCAUAAAGAUUGGGCUGACCAUGAAAGUGCCUCAAGUAGAAGUGAACAAUGCAUCCGUUAUUUAGAGAUUCAGCCUAAGUUACAAGUAUGCUGUACUAAGUAAGAAUUAACGUGAUGUGAUGUUACCAAAAAAGACUGAUGGAUGGUAAUUUUGCCAAGAAUCUCAAGAACAUAGAGCAGACUGUCAAAACAAGUACUUGUUAUAGGCAAAAGACUCAAAACUAAGUUUUCUUUGUUGGGACACAGUAAAAUUGUAUGUUUUUCCUCCUUAAAAGUAUAGCGAGGGAUGUUUGAAUAGGCACCCCUUUAUAGGCCAUACCUCAAAAGCUUAAUCUUUUUUUAUCCCUUCUGGACAAACAAGCAAACGUGGAUCAACAGCUGGUCUUGGCCCUUAUUUGCUCACUAUUAUAUUGAGUAAACACUUGACCAUUACCUAACACGGUUUCUGGCUCAGUAAUGUUUGCUUUGGAACUUAUGUUUCCCAUUGGGCUGAAUUGUAGUGAUUACCUAACAUGGUUUCUAGAUCAACAGAUGUGACUUGGAUGCUUUUGAGUUUAUUUUGGUCUUAAUAUAGUGUUCCAAUACCAA